Molecule: messenger RNA, 1392 nt
Organism: Syngnathus acus (greater pipefish)
Lineage: Eukaryota; Metazoa; Chordata; Actinopteri; Syngnathiformes; Syngnathidae
Gene: slc25a25a
Product: solute carrier family 25 member 25a
Exons: 10
Coding region: 1-1392 (463 amino acids)
Biological process (GO): transmembrane transport
Cellular component (GO): mitochondrial inner membrane
Molecular function (GO): ATP transmembrane transporter activity
Source: RefSeq, a predicted model, not a curated record
AUGCUUGCCCUGUGCCUUUAUGUCCCCGUGUCCAACUCCGACCCGGUGGAGGUGGACUACUUCGAAUCGAACGGACUUCCGACCGAACUCAAUUCGCUCUUCAACAAACUCAGCGUGUUCCUGCCGUCUCAGGAGUUUUCCACCUAUCAGCGAUGGCGAAAAAAGACCAGGAGGGAGCCCGACAUGUGCGAUGACCGGCUGGACUUUGAGGAGUUUGUGCACUACCUGCGAGACUAUGAGAAAGACCUGAAGCUGGUGGUCAAGAGGAAUGCAGGCCGAGUGGACAGCAAGGAGUUCAUCCAGGCUCUGCAAGACAUCGGUGUGCACAUUUCACAUCAUCUCGCCGAGAAAGCCCUUCGGAGCGUGGACAAGAACGGCAUCAUAACCAUCAGCAGUAAAGAAUGGAGCAAGUACUCCACGGCGGAGGAGACGGAGAGCAUCCCCGAGAUCAUCUUAUACUGGAAGCACUCCACGAUCUUUGACGUGGGCGAGAACCUGACCGUCCCCGACGACUUCAGCACGGAGGAGAAGCAGAGUGGAAUGUGGUGGCGUCACCUGGUGGCAGGCGGCGGAGCCGGCGCAGUUUCCAGGACGUGCACGGCGCCUCUGGACCGGGUCAAAGUCAUGAUGCAGGUGUACGGCUCCAGAAGCAACAACAUGUGCAUCAUGAGCGGCCUGGCACAGAUGAUCAAGGAGGGUGGCGUGCGCUCGCUGUGGCGAGGAAACGGCGUCAACAUCAUCAAAAUCGCGCCCGAGUCGGCCCUCAAGUUCAUGGCGUACGAGCAGAUCAAACGUCUGAUCGGCAGCGACAGGCAGACGUUGAGCAUCUCUGAACGCUUUGUGGCCGGAUCGCUGGCCGGAGUCAUCGCCCAGAGCGCCAUCUACCCCAUGGAGGUGCUGAAAACGCGCCUGGCUCUGAGAAAGACGGGCCAGUACGCCAGCAUCUCGGACUGCGCCAAGCAGAUCUUCCGGCGAGAAGGCCCGGCGGCGUUCUACAAGGGUUACGUGCCCAACAUGCUGGGCAUCAUACCAUACGCUGGCAUCGACCUGGCCGUGUACGAGACCCUGAAGAACGGCUACCUGCAGCAGUACGGCGCCAGCGACGCCGGUGUCCUGCUGCUGCUGGCCUGCGGCACAGUGUCCAGCACCUGCGGCCAGCUCGCCAGCUACCCGCUCGCUCUGGUCAGGACGCGCAUGCAAGCGCAAGCUGCAACGGGCGGCGGCCAGCAAGCAACCAUGACGGCGCUCUUCCGGCAGAUCCUGCGGGCUGAGGGUCCAGCGGGCCUCUACCGGGGCCUGGCUCCCAACUUCCUGAAAGUCGUCCCCGCCGUCAGCAUCAGCUACGUGGUGUACGAGCACAUCAAGACGCAGCUGGGGGUCACCUCUCGCUGA